Molecule: messenger RNA, 4649 nt
Organism: Nerophis ophidion (straightnose pipefish)
Lineage: Eukaryota; Metazoa; Chordata; Actinopteri; Syngnathiformes; Syngnathidae
Product: sialin
Exons: 12
Coding region: 195-1727 (510 amino acids)
Biological process (GO): transmembrane transport; monoatomic anion transport
Molecular function (GO): transmembrane transporter activity
Source: RefSeq, a predicted model, not a curated record
CAUGUGACUCGCGCUCUCGGGAAGCAGGAAGCCCAAACCGCGCCGAGUCAAAAUGUUUCGAUGGAGUUGAAUGGACAAACAUUUCUUUCGAAUGUAUUAUAUUCAUUUGAAAGACGUCCAACUAGCGGCCGGCUGCAACUUUUCCGCGCACGGGAUGGCUCAGUGAUUCCCCUUCAGGACUUUUUAGCGCCGCCAUGGCGCUGCCAAGCAGCUACUCCAUCAACGCGGCUCCGUCGGACGAGAGCGAAGACAACGAGCCGCUCCUCGGCGAUGACACAGUUCCUCCUCAGUGCUGCUCGGCGCGCCUCAAUCUGGCCGUCCUGAUGUUCCUGGGCUUCUCCGUGGUCUACGGCUUGCGCGUCAACCUCAGCGUGGCCAUGGUCGCCAUGGUGAACACCACCGAUUCGGGGCCGGGCCGCAACAGCUCCGUCGCCCACGCUUGUCCUCUUCCUCCCGGGUCUGAGAACAGCAGCGGGACAUUUGAGCAGCCUGACGGGACCCCCCAGUACCCGUGGGACUCGGAGACUCAGGGCUGGCUGCUUGGGGCUUUCUUCUUUGGCUACCUGUGCACACAGAUCCCAGGGGGUUACCUGUCCGGCCAUUAUGGAGGGAGCGUCUUCCUAGGUUUGGGCGUGCUGAGCACGGCCGCUCUCACCCUCCUCACCCCCCUGGCCGCCCAGUGGGGGCCCUACUGGCUGUUUGGAUUGCGAGCCCUGGAGGGACUGGGGGAGGGUGUGACGUUCCCCGCCAUGAUGGCGAUGUGGGCCCGCUGGGCUCCGCCCUUGGAGCGCUCUCGCCUGAUCACGAUCUCGGGCUCCGGGUCCAACUUUGGAGCCUUCUUGGCUUUGCCUCUCACCGGCUACCUCUGCCAAGCGCUGGGCUGGCCCGCUGUCUUCUACCUCUGCGGGGGCGCCGGGUGCCUCUGGGCGGUCCUCUGGUUCCUGUUGGUGACGGACGACCCCCGCACUCAUCGGCGAAUCAGCAAAGAGGAGAGAGAUUACAUCGUCGACUCCAUCGGGCGCCAGGGCGGGGGCCACGGCUGGUCUGUGCCCCUCCUGCGCAUGAUGAUGUCAGUGCCGCUGUGGGCCAUCAUCGUCACGCAGAUGUGUUCCAACUGGUCCUUCUACACACAGCUCACCUCCCUGCCCACCUACAUGAACAACAUCCUGCACUUUGACCUCAAGUCGAACGGCUACCUCUCCGCCCUGCCCUACCUGGCCGCCUGGCUGUGCUCCGUGCUGUCCGGCUUCCUGGCCGACAGCCUCAUCGAGAAGAAGGUGUUCAGCGUCACCACCAUACGCAAGCUCUUUACGCUCACAGGUAUGCUGCCGCCUGCCGGCUUCCUGCUCGCCGUGGCCUACGCCGGCUGCAGCCACGUCCUCACCAUCACCUUCCUCACCCUGUCGUCGGCCGUCGCCGGCGCCAGCGCGCCCGGGGUCUUCAUCAACCAGAUAGACAUCGCCCCCAGGUACGCUGGCUUCCUCCUGGGAAUCACCAACAUGUUCGGCACCAUCCCUGGAGUCAUCGCCCCGAUUGUUACGGGAUAUUUCACCGAGGACCACACCUUGGCUGGCUGGAGGACAGUGUUCUGGGUCUCCGCCGCCAUCAACGUGGGCGGCGGUUUCUUCUACACGCUGUUCGGCAGCGCCGACAUCCAACCGUGGGCCGUCGCUGAGGACGACGACCAGUGCGCCGAAAGGGAGCGGAAGCCCUCCAACUCCACGUGAACCCAAAAUGUUCCAAAGAGCUGGGCCCCACCCUGCAUCAAGACCUUUGGAGGAAACUACCUACUUCUACUGCUACAAACUAGCAACUAUGCAGUUUACUUUCCGCACAACACAGCUAGUAUUUAACAAUCUAAAGGUUGUUGUUACUCUGUAAUGUAUUUAUUUUUUUAUACAUACCGUAUUUUUCGGAUGAAAAGUCACAGUUUUUUUCAUAGUGCGACUUAUACUCUCGAGCGAUUUAUGUGUGAAACUAUUAACGCGUUACCGUAAAACAUCAAAUAAGAUAGAAGAGGAAACGGCACGUUGUGUAUUUUUUGGAGUUGGCAGAGUUGUUUAGAAGCGACACCGAGGAAGAUUUCAUCGGAUUUAGUUUAGUUUAGUCUUUAUUUGAAGGGACAACGCACAAAAAACUUUAAGCUCAAAGACAGAUAUGUUCUGUUCCAGAUUAUAACUAAAUAGCUAAUUUCCAUCUGCAAUCCCUGGUUACCUAAAUAAAAGGGAUACAAAAAUCAUGCAAUAAAAUUAGGACAAUAAAAUCAUAUCAUAGCAUGUAAUCAAAUUAAGAAAAGUCAUAACGCCAUUAGACUGUACAACUCCUCUCUAGGGCGGGGACGGGGGGUACAAGGAUGACAGGGGAUGCAAAACAUUAACAGUGCAAUACGUUUUUCAUAACAUGGUCACUAAUGCCUACUUUGUCUUGUUAUAUUCUUAUUUUACUCUUAUAUUUUUAUUCCCAUUGUUGCUUUUUAUUUUUUUAUUCUUGUUGCAAUAUUUCUCUAUUUUGUUUCCAUUUAAACCCCCAUUAUUUACUUUUUACUUUUAUUUAAAUUGAUCUCAACUCUGUACACUGCUGUUGGAAUUUUAAUUUUCCUGAAGGAACUCUCCUGAAGGAAUCAAUAAAGUACUAUCUAUCUAUCUAUCUAAAAUGCCCUGCUUCAAAUACAAUACAGCCACACCUCAUUUACAUCAUCACACAAUUACAAUACAUGCUCUUGUUCACAUCUGUCAUCAUCAUAUUAACAGACACACCUCACAAUUUAGAACAAAAAUGCUCUCAUGGAUAAAUAAAACAAUUUAAGUUGAUGUGUCAAACAUAGUGUCCACCUUAUUGACUGUGUGAGCAGCUUUGAUUGCUCCAAAGCCACUUUUUAACUUCAACAGUGAAUGAAGAGUAAUCUGUUUGACUUUUCAAGUUUGUUGUGAGGUUGUUCAAUUCCUUUAUGGCUUUAUAUGAAAAAGCUGAUUGUGCCAAAGAUGAUUUACAUCUGGGUACGCUACGCUGCCCCCUGGUGGACGCUUGUGUGUUUCCAGUUGUCACAGCAAAUGUAAACUGGACAACGUGCUUAAGUGGCGAUUAGGAGUGACAGAUUGUUUGGUAAACAUAUAGCAUUUUCUAUUUGUUAUAGUUAUUUGAAUGACUCUUACCAUGAUAUGUUGCUUUAAUACACCAGGCACCUUCUCAGUUGGUUAUUUAUGCCUCAUAUAACGUACACUUAUUCAGCCUGUUGUUCACUAUUUUUUUUUUUUUUAAUUGCCUUUCAAAUGUCUAUUCUUGGUGUUGGAUUUUAUCAAAUAAAUUUCCCCCAAAAAUGUGACUUAUACUCUAGCGAGACAUAUAUGUUUUUUUUCCUUCUUUAAAAUGCAUUUUCGGCCGGUGUGACUUAUAAUCCGAAAAAUACGGUACUAUUAAUUGUUUUUUUUUAUAGCUUUUUUAAAUUGGUGUUUGUUGUUUUCAUAUAGAACCUGAAUGUCGCUUUAGCUACACUUGUGCGGCACAGCUUUUGUAUAUUUUGGAUUUCCAAAGAAGCACUUUUUGCAUUUAUUACACCAAAAGCCUUACGUAUAAUAACACAAUAGCUCAGGGGCGUCCAAACUUUUGACACUGAUAAAAUCUUAACAUACGGGUGCCAUUUUCUUCUUUUUAAUUGGAUGGAUUUUUUUUAACAUAUAGGGCUCCCCUCACAUUUGGUACCUGGGACCCAGAAGGGUUUCAGUUAUAAAAAUGUUAAAAUGAAGUCAUAUAUAUAUUUUUUUAACACUUAUGUCUCGAGAGCAACUCCAGAUCUAUGUAUCGAUAUGAAGUUGUUCUGUUGUUUUUAUGUUUAAUGCCCUUUUUUUUUUUUUAAAUAAAUUACUUUUUUUGUGGCAAAAAGACAAAAUAUGCAACAUUUUCCCCAUCAAAAGUAACUGGAGACUUAAAUAGGUCAGUAAUUGUUAAUGUUGAUUUUGAUUCAUUGUCUUCUGUUUUUUUUUUUUUUAAAAGAUCUCACUAUAAUUCUCAGGGUCAUUAAACUACUUAACACUCAAAAAAGUGUAAACAAUAAAUCAUACAUUUUGUAUUUAAUAUUUUUAACACUUAAGUCUCCAGAUCAACUUCAGAUCUAUUUGUUGAGUAUCAUUUCUUAUCAUUGUUUUGUGUUCUUUUUUUUUUAAUUUUGUUUUUUAAAUGCCCUUUUUAUCAAAGAAAACAUUUGUUUUGUUAAGGGCAGACACUAAAUAUGCAGUAUUUUCCCCAAAAAAUAUUUGAAAGUGGAAUAUUUAACGUGAAGUACUUUGAUCUUUCAAUAGGUACAUAAGUAAUUAACAACAAUGAUUUUGAUGUAUUAAUAUUUUUUGAAAACAGCCUACAUUGCAGCUUUUUCUCUUUCCAUUUUACCCGUAUGCUCUUUUAUUCCACUUUUGUAUGGUUUUUUUCUUUUAAUAGUAUUUUCAGAAGGUGCCACUGGCCACAUUCUGGACAACUCUGCAAUGGAUGAUAUCCUUGUGGUAAUAUUUCAACAGUAAUAAUGCUUACGAAAACCAGGAGUGUUUAUUGAACUUGUCUGUACUAGCUUUAAGUGUAUUUAUUUAUACUUUGCUAUGCGAAGAAUGUUAAUGGACACAAUUCAAAACAAUAUUAAAGACAAACUGGACUUAAUCAUA